UCUUCUUCGCCAUCUCUCUAAAACAAUCAUCUUUCUUCUCCCCCAAACCUCAGGUGCGGCAAGAACGGCGCGCGCGGCGGCGUCGCCCUCCUCUCCUUCUCACUUCUCUCAUCCAGAUCCGCUGGUGGGGGAACAGGGGGCAGCCUGCUCCGGCUACGAAGGUCAAGAGGCCGGCGCGCCGCCCCUCCUCCGGCAGCGAGUUUCCCGGCCAGGACCCGCCGCUGAAUCCACCUGCAGCCUCCCACCCCCUCCUCUCUGGUUCCCAGAGGAUAGAGCCAACGGUGGGCGGCGCGGCAGAUCGAGAUGGGAAGGACAGAGGGCGGCGGCAGCUGCGAUCCGCCUUCGCUAGCUCACCAAGAAGCUCGAUUGGAAGGGAGCUCGCUCGGCAUGCCAUCAGAAGUCGUCAGCGUGACGACGGGGGUGCUGAACCCGCUCAUCGGCAAGCUCACCAAGCUGCUCAGCAGCGACGAGUGCAAGAAACUCUCCUUGGUGAGGGAGCAGGCCUCGUUUCUCAAGGAUGAGCUCAGCGCCAUCAAACCUCUCCUUGACAAGAUGGAGCUGACGGACAAGAUCGACGCCUCGGCCAGAAACUGGAGGGACCGUGUCAGGGAGAUGUCCUACAACAUGGAGAACUGCGUUGACCACUUCAUGCAUAGCACUGACGGUGCCGCCGAUGCAGAGACCGGCUUCGUCGAGAACAUCUUGGAGCUGAAGGUUCUCUCGGCAGAGGCAAGCGCGAGGAUGCGCGAGAUGCACAACCUGCUUGAUGAUGAUGGCAUCAGCAAUUCUAGUCAUGCUCAUGUGGUUGUGGUGGAUUCCUCCCCAAUCUCGGCGAUCUACAACAAGGACCUCGUGGGACUCGAUGGCCCGAGAGAAGAGCUUGUUGGUUGGUUGACGGACCCGCAACCAAAACUCAAGGUGGUUUCCAUCGUGGGGUCCGCAGGUUCGGGCAAAACCACGCUUGCCAUGCAGGUGUAUGACGAGAUUGAGGCUCAGUUUGAUCGCACCACGUUUGUUUCCGCCUCUCGAAGACCUGAUGUUGAAAGCCUUCUCGGUGGCCUACUUCUCAAUCUUGGGACGUUAGAGUUUCCUCGUACUCUCGAGCUGCACGAAAUCAUCGACCGCCUAAGAGAAGACCUCAAAGAUAAGAGGUACUUAAUUUUAAUUGAUGACCUAUGGGAUCAAUCAGCAUGGAAUAUAAUGAGAUGUGCCUUUCCUGAAAAUCGCAAUGGAAGUAGAAUGAUUGUAACCACACGAUUGGAUGAUGUAGCUGUCAAUGCAUGUCACAAUGACCAUGCCUGCAUUUACAUAAUGAAGCACCUUGAAGAGCAAGACUCAAGAAGAUUAUUUUUUAACAGAGUAUUUGGAUCUAAUAAUGUCUGCCCACCACAGUUUCAAUAUAUUUCAGCUGAAAUUCUCAAGAAGUGUGGUGGAUUGCCUCUUGCAAUUAUCACCAUAGCUGGCAUAUUAGCUAGCACUGAGGCAAGAUCCUUAAAUGAAUGGGAGAGCAUAAAGAAUGUUCUUGGUGCCAUGUCUGCUACAAAACCCACUUUGGAAGAGAUGAUGGGUAUAUUAAACCUUAGCUACAUGCAUCUUCCAGUUUAUCUCCGGCCAUGUCUUUUGUACCUUGCCAUGUAUCCAGAAGACCGUGAGAUCUGGAGAGAUGACUUGGUUAAGCAAUGGAUAGCUGAAGGCUUUAUUUGCAGUAUGUCUGGUGUAGAUUUGUACGAUGUGGCAGAAAGUUAUUUCAAUGAUCUUAUCAAUAGAAGUCUGAUUCAGCCCGAAAUAACAGAAUAUGGGGAGGUACUUUCUUGCAGAUUACAUGGCAUGGUGCUUGAUUUGAUCCUAAGCAAGUGUAUCGAAGAUAAUUUUAUAAGUGUAGCACAUAACUAUGAUGACAUGGAAAGAUUGAAUACUUUCGAGCACAAGAUUCGUCGAUUAUCCCUGAAAUCAUGUGCAGAAUCAGAGACCGUUUCUACUAGCAUGUCACAAGUUAGAUCAUGUGCGCUGUUCGGCCUGUCGAGGUACACACCUCCUCUUUCAGACUUUAAAUACCUCCAAAUGCUUAUGUUCAAUUUUCCAUUUGGAUGGGAGUGGGAUGCAGCAGUUGACCUCACAGCUAUUGCCCAUUUGUUUCUACUGAGGUAUUUGAAGGUUUUAGCACUAUCAGCACGCGUAGCGCUCCCUACUGAAAUUAAAGGGCUUGUGCAUUUGGAAACUCUGGAGUUAGAUUGCCAUCUCACGAAAAGCUUUCCAUCAGAUAUAACUCACUUGGUCAACUUGUUGCAUUUGAUACUUCCAGACGAUGCAAUGCUACCUAAAGGGAUCCAGAACAUGAAAUCGGUCCGCACCCUGCAUUGUUCUGUUAUGUCAGAGGGUUCACUAGAGGAUAUCAAAGGCCUUAGCGAGCUGACCAAUCUGAAGGAAUUGGAAUUAAGCACGCCUUACGGCCAGUGCUUGACAGUUGAGGGUGUCGACACUUUGAUUUCCUCUAUUGGAUUGGUUCAAGACCUCAAGCAUCUGAUGCUUGAUUGCGUUAUUGAAUGUGAUGGCUAUGAGAGGCUGUCAGACUCAUUAUCUGAUCCUCCUCCAUGUCUCGAGUACCUCGAUCUGGAGACAUGGAAGUUCAGUAGAGUCCCCAGAUGGAUUGGUGAGCUAAGUCACCUCCGUUUCCUCCAUUUGUUUGUCUUGCACCUGUCGAAUGAUGAGCUUUGUGUUCUUGGAGAGCUUCCCUCCCUCAUGUCUGCAAUGUUACACGUGUCAGAAGUAUGCGAAAAUAAGGUUGUGGUUGGCACUGGAUUAUUCCCGGUUCUUGAGGUCUUUUGGUUCCGGUCCAAUGAAGAUGUCAAUGCGUACCUUAGCUUUGAGGCAGGAGCUAUGCCCAAUCUACAGAAGCUUGAACUGGGAUUCGGCUGGAAAGAGUGGAGAGGUGCUACACCGGUUGGCAUGGAGUGUCUACCUUGCCUCCGGGACAUCCAUGUGUGGCUCCGUGACACCAUCCUCGAGUCAAGCAAACAUGAGAAAGAAGUACGCGCUGAUGUCGAGUCUGCUUUCAAGUGCACCGUACGUCGGUAUCCAAAACGUCCCUCCGUUACAGUUGAUUAGUCCUCUGUGCAUUCUAUCGAUCUGCCUCUCCUCUGUAAGUUAAUUAAUUGCCCUGCAAACCUUGCUGUUUUAGUUUAUUUGGUGUUGCUAUCGUUUCCAUUGUGUAUUUGAUCUCUUGAGCAUUGUAAACAUAUAUUUUAUGUCUGUUUAAUAAUCAAUAUCUUUGUGUAGCAUAAGCUUUUCACAAAUGAUCUCAGUAGAGUUUUAGUUAGUGACGUGUUUAAUUAUGGCGGAACCGUAUAGAGGUGUCUGCGACGAAUGUGCUUGAUUGGAAGUGGAUGGCAUAUGUAUUCUGGGUUCAAGAUUGGUUGAUACUUUCCUAGUUAUCCUUUACAAUCUGGGUAUAUAAAUGGUUUUGUCUCCGGUUUAUUUACAGAAAUCUUCUGAGUGGACAGAUUGUGUCAAACUCGAUCAGUCCUUUUUGAUAGGCUAGCUCUGAUGCUGAGGUUUUGUUU
Molecule: messenger RNA, 3560 nt
Organism: Lolium perenne
Lineage: Eukaryota; Viridiplantae; Streptophyta; Magnoliopsida; Poales; Poaceae
Product: disease resistance protein RGA5
Biological process (GO): defense response to other organism
Molecular function (GO): ADP binding
Source: RefSeq, a predicted model, not a curated record